This is a messenger RNA of Triticum turgidum subsp. durum (durum wheat), 2991 nucleotides long. Lineage: Eukaryota; Viridiplantae; Streptophyta; Magnoliopsida; Poales; Poaceae. The record is from the annotation of a GenBank genome assembly.
AUGGAGGAUCCCGGAGAGCAGAAUGGCAAUGCCCAUGCCCCUGUAGCUGCCGGCAACACUCUCGACGAGCCGCAGCAGCUGCAGCAAGACGGUGCCGACGAGGCCGAGCCGCAGCAGCUGCAACAAGAGGGCGCCAACGAGGAGGCCGAGCUCCUAUGGAAGCUGAGGAAGUACCUGGUGCUGAUGGCCAUCCUCGUGGCGGCCAUCACGUUCCAGGCGGGGCUGGCCCCGCCGGGCGGCUUCUGGCAGCACAACGACGAGCACGGCCACGUCGCCAGCGACAUCGUGAUGAAGUCCAGCUACCCCAGGCGGUACCUUGCCUUCUUCUACUACAACACCAUGGCGUUCGGGGCCUCGCUCCUGGUGCUCAUACUGCUCCUGCUGAGGGAGCUGACCCACAAGGCCGCCUGGCUCCGCGCGCUCCAGUUCGCCAUGAUUCUUGGCUUACUGGGGCUCAUGGGGGCCUUCGCCGCUGGGAGCUGCAGGGAGGUGAGGACCUCUGCUUACAUCUGGGUGUUACUCCUUGGCAUCUCCGCCUAUGUCACACUCCAUGAGGUGUUCUUCAAGCACCUGGCACCUGAGCGGCUGCGAAAAUUUCUAUCCGGUGUUAGUAAACGUUGGAAGGGAACUCCGGGGGACAUUUUCACGUCAUCAAAACCAGAUGAGCAAAAGGCUUCAAAUGCAGAGAGGGUAGCCGAUGAGGGAGUGACUUCAAUCCAGAUGGAAGAACCUGAAAGAAAUGGCAGCUCCGUGCAGGUUCUUGCAGAAGAAGAGAAGAAGAAAAAGGAGAAAGAGGCUGCAGACAGAGAGGAAGAUCUUGAAAGAAAUCGCAGCUCCUUGCUGGUUCUUGCCACAUUGGUAGCAACAGUGACAUAUGUGGCAGGGCUAACCCCUCCAGGUGGCUUCUGGUCUGAUGACAACAAGAACCACAUUCCUGGUGAUCCGGUGCUGCGAGACCACUAUCCACGCCGAUUCAAGGCCUUCUUCUAUUGCAAUGCCACUGCUUUUGCUGGAUCACUUGUCAUCAUCAUCAUGGUCCUCAGUCAAACAGCAGUGGAUCAUGUUGUCAAGUCAAAUGCUCUGCGGUUGUGUGUGGUAGUCAGUCUAUUUGGGCUUAUGGGGGCAUAUGCUGCUGGAAGUUGCAGGGAGGUACAUACAUCUAUCUAUGUCUUUGCACUUGUUGGCACAGUCUUGCUCUACCUCAUCAUCCAGUGUAUUGAACCUGCUCUGUCUAAGUUGGCAUGUAUUGCAAACACCAUCACACGUGUGAAAGAGAGAAAUAAAGAAAUGGUUCGGAAGCUGAGGGAUUUCAUCACUGACUUGUUAAAAUCUCCCAUACCAGUACAAGAUCAGUCAGACAACAGCACUCCAGGCACUGAUGGUAAGGAUUUCCAGAAGUUGCGCACAUACCUUCUAUUACUUGGCAUCCUUGCUGCCACAGUCACAUUCCAAGCUGGGCUGAAUCCACCAGGAGGCUUUUGGACAGAUAACAGUGAUGGGCAUAUUGCUGGUGAUCCAAUUUUGGAGACCAUCAGUCCCAAGCGCUACAAGGCAUUCUUCUAUUGCAAUGCCACAGCAUUUGUAGCCUCUUUGGCCAUCAUCAUCCUACUCCAGAGCCAGUUGAUUACCAUUCAUGCCAUGAAGCGUUAUGUACUGCAAACAGCAAUGACACUGGUGCUCUUUGGUCUUAUGGGAGCCUACGUCGCUGGAAGCAGCAGGAAGUUCUCAACAUCCAUUUAUGUGUUCGUCCUAGUCCUCCUAGUUUUCGCCUAUGUUGUACUUCAUAUUCUAUAUGAGAGGGCACUAGGGAAUACUGGGAGCACAGCAGGGAGUACUGAGAGCACAGCAGGGAAUACCGAGAGCACAGUAGGGAAUACUGGGGUUUCCAUGCCAGAAACCCCCCCAAAUCCUAGUUCUUCUGAACCUACUCUUGAAGAAAAAAAAGAUUUAACCUCCCAAAAUCCUAGUUCUUCUGAACCUACUCCUGAAGAAAAAAAAGAUUUGCAGAAGAGGCGCAAGUUUCUGAUGUUGCUCGCAAUUCUAGCAGCUUCUAUCACAUACCAAACUGGUAUAAGCCCACCAGGUGGCUUUUGGACUAACGGCCACCGAGCAGGUUAUCCAGUGUUUCGUGACGAGUUCCGAAACCGCUAUAGGGUGUUCUUCUACUUCAAUGCUACUGCUUUCAUGGCAUCCCUGGCAGUAAUUCUGUUGCUUGUUAACAAGAGGCUAUGCAACAAAGGUCUGAGGUGCCAUGCGCUAUGUGCAUGCGUAUUGGUUGAUCUGAUCAGCCUCAUGGGUGCUUUUGCUACGGGAAGCUGCAGAGAAGUGCCAACAUCUGGCUAUGUCAUUCUUGUUGUUCUUGCAGUGUUUGUCUAUGUCAUAAUUCAAGUCCUGGUUCUGACACCAAAAGAUAAGUGGAAAGAGUUGCUGCGGCCUUCUAAGAACCAACAUUCAUCAAUGAAUCACACGAGAAGUAUACAUGAUACUGAUAGUAAGAGAACAGAGCACAAAUGGCGCAAAGAUUUGAUGCUGAUUGGAACUCUUGCAGUCACUGUCACAUACCAAGCCGGUCUGCUUCCGCCAGGAGGAGUUUGGCCUGAUGACCAGGAUGGCCAUUUUGCAGGUGACCCUAUCCUCCAUGAUACCAACCUAACACGGUACAAGGUAUUCUUCUAUUGCAACGCCACAGCAUUCAUGGCCUCAAUGGUCAUGGUCAUCCUCCUGCUGAACAACACAAUAAGCAAGCACAAGAGAUCUCUCUUUGCCAUGAAAACAGCAAUGGUCUUGGACUUGCUUGGUUUACUUGGGGCAUAUGCUGCAGGCAGCUGCAGGAAGUUGAAGACAUCUGCGUACAUUUUUGCACUUGUCAUUGCCGUGAUAAUCUACAUCGUCAUUCAUGUCUUGUUGUCAUUUGACGAAGUGGCAAGGUUAGUGAAGCAGAAGGGGAAAAGGUGGGUGCGAUGUCUGAAAAGGUGUUUCUGUUGCAACUGA